Messenger RNA from Cicer arietinum (chickpea), 1170 nucleotides. RefSeq names its product dehydration-responsive element-binding protein 3-like. The record is from RefSeq and is a predicted model, not a curated record. Gene Ontology annotation, biological process: regulation of DNA-templated transcription. NCBI's taxonomy places the organism in Eukaryota, Viridiplantae, Streptophyta, Magnoliopsida, Fabales, Fabaceae. Gene Ontology annotation, molecular function: DNA binding; DNA-binding transcription factor activity.
UAUGGGAUAGAAAACUCUCACCAACUUGAAAGGGACCAAAGUAAUGUGACAUAGUGAAUAGUGUGUAAGUGUACAUAGUAGAACCAAAAGGAAAUUUGCGUGGCAUAAAGAACGGAAGAAGAGGGGUGACCCAUAGAUUUAGUAUUACUAUUUUGUACCCACUGAGUCUUGCAGGCUGGCCCAUUUCCCUUGUGGGUCCUCCCUCAACCUUUAUAAGUGUUAUAUGACUCAUUCAUAACUGACCCCAAAAAAUAAAUACACAUAUUUACAAAUUAAUGCAUAUAUACUAGCUCAAUUUCCUCUCUUGCAUGCCUACUUAAAUAUCUUCUCUUUUUUUUCUCCCUUUCAAAUAAAUCAUUAACAAUGAGAGUUUCAUCACAAAAUUCAGAAACCGAAAGUUGCUCAAAUUCAUCACCAACAUCACCAUCAACAAACUCAAUUCAAGAUCAAGAAUCCGACAAAAAGACCAAACGCAACCGCGACUCUAACAAACACCCCGUGUACCGAGGUGUUCGAAUGAGAAACUGGGGAAAAUGGGUGUCUGAAAUCCGCGAGCCUCGAAAGAAGUCGCGGAUUUGGCUUGGCACUUUUCCCACAGCUGAAAUGGCUGCCAGAGCGCACGAUGCUGCUGCGCUCUGCGUCAAAGGAAACUCCGCCAUUCUUAAUUUUCCUCACCUUGCUUCUUCUCUUCCGAAACCCGCUUCUUUGACACCUCGCGACGUUCAAGCCGCAGCGGCUAAAGCAGCUCAAAUGGACAACAAAAUUGAAUUAUCAUCGUCCACAUCAUUAUCAUCGUUCUCAUCAUCGACAACGUUGUCAUCAGCAUCAUUGACAACGUUGUCAUCAGCAUCGACAAGUCUAUUAAUGAAAACAUCAGUAUCGAUGUCUUCAUCAGUAGACUUGUCGACAACUUCUGAAGAAGAAUUGAGUGAGAUUAUAGAGCUACCCACGUUGGAAAACGGUUAUGAUGUUGGAAAGGAAGAGUUUGUGUUUGUUGACUCACAAUCACAAGACUAUUCUUGGAUGUAUCAUCAACCAAUGACGUGGCUACAAACAACAGAAGAAGAUGGUUGUUGUGGUGGCGGUGGUGAUCAUGGGUUUGUUAAUAAUGACUUUGUAACUAGUUUCGAGAGUUUUCUCUGGAAUUACUAGGUUCUUGUCUUUCUUUUC